AUGGGAGGAAAUUCGCCAUGUGCUUCCUGCAAGUUGCUUCGUCGACGCUGUGCCAAGGACUGUAUCUUCGCCCCUUACUUCCCUUCUGAUGAUCCCCACAAGUUUGCCAUAGUUCACAAGGUUUUUGGUGCUAGCAAUGUCAGCAAAAUGUUGCAGGAGCUACCAGUUCAGCAACGGGCAGAUGCAGUGAGCAGCUUAGUGUAUGAAGCAAACGCAAGGGCGAGAGACCCAGUUUAUGGAUGUGUAGGAGCCAUAUCUUAUUUACAGAACCAGGUUUCUCAGCUUCAAAUGCAGCUAGCAGUGGCUCAAGCUGAAAUACUGUGCAUCCAGAUGCAGCAAGAGCCAAUGCUACCAACCCCUCAACUUGACCAAGAAGAUGUUAAAUCAUCUUUUCUCCACAAUAACCACCUCCCAUCUCAUCAUCAUCAUCAGUACCUCAAUUUUGCUAAUCCUUCUACUAAUGUAAUCCAUGAUUAUUCUCUCAAGAGAGAGAGCAUCUUUGGGGACAUAGUAUCUUAAUAAAAUCUCUCUUUUCUUUUCAAA
Molecule: messenger RNA, 543 nt
Organism: Durio zibethinus
Lineage: Eukaryota; Viridiplantae; Streptophyta; Magnoliopsida; Malvales; Malvaceae
Product: LOB domain-containing protein 12-like
Source: RefSeq, a predicted model, not a curated record